GGACACCGGGGCUGAGCCCCGGGGAUCCGUGAGGGGACGGGGGGCAGCGGGACCCCACGGAGCCCGGGAGGGGACGGGGGGGGACAGCAGGACGGACUCCCCAGAGGGUCAGGCCCCACAUCCCUCGUGGGGUCCCCACUCGUCGCACCCCCACUCUCGCAGCCUGAGGCCCGCAGGGGCUCGCGGGUGGGGAGGUGUUAUUUGGGGGGGCCCCAGGGCUCGGGCCGGGCCCCCCCCCCCCCCCGUCUCCCCUUCCUGCCACGGGGGCGGAGGUGUGAGGGAGGAAGGGGGGGUGGCGGCCAGUACCGCACCAUUUUUAGGGCUUUUUGGGGUUUCGACAGCAGUCCCUGCAACCCAGUCGCCGGGCUAUAAAAGCCGCCGAGGUGGGACGUGCUGGUUGUCACCUGCUGUCACCCUCUGAAUUGGGCUUGCCAUGGCUGCUUCCUUCCUCUUGGCACUGGUGGCAGUGGGAGUGUCACAGGCCGCGGUCCCCGAGCCCUGCCAGGGUGGCCCCAUGUCCUGGUGCCAGGACGUGGCCACCGCCGCCAAGUGCCACCGGGAGCAGUACUGCCGCGACCUCUGGGACAGCCUGUGGGAUGCGGCUGAAGGAGACGUGGCCGAAGAGGACGCGGCAUUGCCAGGCAGGAAGAAGAAGUGCAGCCUGUGCAUCAAAAUCCUGGAGCAGGUCAAGGCGAUGGCAGGGGAGGACCCCGACGAGGCAGCGGUGGAGGCGGCGCUGGGCAAAGCCUGCCGGGCCGUGGGGAAGUACCUGGGCCGCCUCUGCAAGCGGCUGGUGAAGAAAUACCGGGAGCAGCUCAGUGAGGCGCUGCAGAAUGGCGAGGACCCUCAGGACACCUGCGCUGCCGUCGGCUUCUGCAAGGCCUGAGCCCGGUCAGCACCCCCAAACCCCACCCUGCAACCCCAAACCCCACCCUGCACGCCUGGACCCUGCCCCGCACUCUGCAUCCCGCACCUCGCAUCCUCCAGCCUGCACCCCAUGCCUCUCCCGGGGGUGGGAGGGCACCUGGGGGGUCCUGUGCCUCCAGGAGGGAACCUGCCCGCAUCUCUGUAGGGUGGGGGGGUGAGACAGGGGACCCCAAAAUACAUCCUGGAGCGGUGGGGGGGUGAAGGUUGGAGGAGACACUUCUUCUGGCAUCCGACUUGGGGUGACAGUGGCCCCCAACUCACUGCUCCUUCCUUGUUUCCGCAGGGCUCAGCCCCACAGCCGGCCCCAAGUGCCACCCCCUGAACCCCGAACCCUCUCCCAGCCCCACCUACCACCCCGGCCCCCAGAUCCCCCUCUCCCUGCAAUAAAGCAUCUUGCCCUGA
Tyto alba (common barn owl) is the source of this 1329-nucleotide messenger RNA. Its product is annotated as antimicrobial peptide NK-lysin-like. Bases 434 to 886 code for a protein of 150 amino acids. Gene Ontology annotation, cellular component: cytolytic granule. Gene Ontology annotation, biological process: killing of cells of another organism; antimicrobial humoral immune response mediated by antimicrobial peptide; defense response to bacterium. The transcript has 4 exons. Lineage: Eukaryota; Metazoa; Chordata; Aves; Strigiformes; Tytonidae. The record is from RefSeq and is a predicted model, not a curated record.